AUGCGUUCUUCCUUGCGAUGGGGAAUGGUUUUAAUGGCCAUUUGCUUGUUCGUUUCUUUUGCUAUGCAAGCCUCUGCAGAACCUUGGUGGAAGAGACGUAAUGGAACUUCAAGUGGCUCGAGUUCGAUAAUUGUUGAUCCAUUAGUGGGACCAGCAAUAAUCCAAAUGACAACACCGGCAGUUACUCAAGGAAAAGCAUUAUACAAGAUCGGAAGUCAAGUUACAUUCGGAUGGAAAUACCAAAGCACACCGAUCAUAAAACCUCAAGUUCUUAAUCUUUUAACUCAAGCAUCAACAAAAACUUGGUACACCAUUGCUCAAAAUAUUUCUGCCUCGGCCACCUCAUAUAUAUGGGAUACCUCCAAUCAAAAAAAUCCCCCGUUGGUAAUGGCCGAUUACACCUUAUAUAUCACUGACGAGCGUGGUAUAAAUGCGCCAGCAACUGCUGGUAGAUUAGAACCCUUCAAUGGUCUAGUAUUUUCAUUAUAUUUACCGCAAUCGUAUACCCCAUUGGAUGCGUAUACUUGCGCAACUUGUUAUAGCGAUGGCUCAUUCCCAUUAAUUCCUAUUGCUAUGACAUUUUCCGUGACGGGAGGGAGAGAGACAGAAAGCUUUUACAUUAACAAUGAAAAUAGCAGUAAUAGGAACAAUGCACUGGCCGAGAUUCGGAAACUUGAUAAUGAUAUUGAACAACGGCAGCAGCCUUCUAAAGAACGCGAAGGACAAGUUGAAUGUCUAAAGCCAGAUAAUCAUUCAUUUGAAAGUUUACUAUGGAAAAGUACACAUUGUCAAAGUUGUGUUGCACCCGAAGAUGCCAAUAACGUUUCUUCACACAUGGACAUUAACUCAAAUAAAGACACGAUAUCUCAUAGAGAAGGAAAGAAGUAUUUUAAUUUUCCAUCUUUAUUCGCAGCAUCUUCUUCCCUGCAUUUCAAUUACAAGGAGGAAAAUAAGAGCAAUAAAAAAUCAGCAAAUUCGAAUAAUCAUCAAUCGAUAUUGCCAUUUGUCGAGUGGCGAAAAGACACGUUAAAAAAGGAGGUGACCAAACAACAACUUGCUGUGUUAACAAAUCACGCGUCGCUUGAUUGUGCCGCAUCAAUAUUAAAAGCAAAUCCCGAGGCAAAAGGAACACACGCCAUUCUAUCGGAAAGCAAAGAUUUUUACAUGUUGAAUAAAUGCAACGCGCAAAAAUAUAUAGUGGUAGAAUUAUGCGAAGAUAUCCUUAUAAAGUCCUUUGUAUUGGCGAAUUUUGAAUUUUUUUCUUCGACUUUUAAAGAAUUUAGAGUUUCAAUCAGUAAUCGAUAUCCGCCUUCGCCCACAUCUAACGAUGGUAAAAAUGAUGAUGGAUGGCAUCUGUUGGGCGAAUUCAAAGCAAAGAAUUCUAGAGAAAUGCAAUUAUUUGAAGUACGUGAUCCAGUAAUAUGGGCAAGAUAUCUAAGAAUUGAUUUUUUAACACAUUAUGGGAAUCAAGUUUACUGCCCUGUUAGUUUACUGAGAGUUCAUGGUACUACAAUGAUCGAAGAGUAUAAGAAUCACGAGGAAAACAUUCGGAUGAAUAGCGAUGAAAGUAUUAUUGGCGAUCAAUCUCCUCGAAUAUAUUCGCCGCCGUAUGACGAGAUUACCGACUCGACUUCCAAAGAUGAAAAUAGUUUAUCAUCGAACAAUCAAAUCUCAUUGAAUUCAGACAAACCAACUACAACCAUUACUGCUACUAAUACCAAAACAGUAAAUUUACCCACCACAAUCAUUACUUAUUACUAUAAUACAUCACCACCGCCACCCUAUACUGGAUCCGGUGGUGGAUCAGGAACACUGAGUGUCUUUCAGAAAAUUCAAAAUAAGAUAUCGAAUUUAGAGGCGAAUGCCACAUUCUUUCGACGGUACUUGGAGGAACAAGGUAAUCUGUUGGCGGAUAUUUGGAAACGAUAUCAAGAAUCGGAAACUAAAUGGCAGCAAGUGAUCUGGGGAUUAAAUCAAACCGUGGAAAUGUUGACGAAAUCCCAAGAGCAAACACUUGAUGCAUUAAAACGUAUUGAGAAUGACGUGCGUCUUAAUGACCAACAUAUUAGCAUAUUAAAAUCUGAUUUACACCGAUUAUAUAUUCAGUCUGUUUUGGUGGAGUACAUGUUUAUCGGUCUUUAA
Molecule: messenger RNA, 2142 nt
Organism: Ambispora leptoticha
Lineage: Eukaryota; Fungi; Glomeromycota; Glomeromycetes; Archaeosporales; Ambisporaceae
Source: the annotation of a GenBank genome assembly